AUGGAGGAAGACCAAGAAGAUAUUGAAGAUGAAACCAGUGUUGUAGAACAAAAUACACCAACUUUUAGAAGAUGCUUCAAUAGUACGGAUCUGCACGGCUUAGGGGAAUACAAAACGAUAAGAGAUAUGAUGGUUGAGACAAGCUUGGAUGUGGAUAGAAUAGUGGACGACGACAUAGGCAAAUAUCUAAAUAAAGAAGUUCAUGACGACAUUGAAGAUUCUGAAAGACCGGGUACAAGUUCAAUGCGUAACAUUGAUGUGCUGAUAGAAGGCGAAACUGUUGAACAUUUUGUGAAUCAGUGCAAUGGCUUCUACGAAGAGAUGAAACUCAAAGUCUCAUCCCUGAGACGCACGCCUGAUGUGAACAAUUUGACUGUGAAGCCAAAGAAAAAUAUGGAUGAAGGUGACAUAUUCAAAAACAUACAGCAUACCCCAGACGUUCAAAAACGGUUAGACGCUAUCAAUAAGUUGGAUUUUGAUAUUAGAGACAUAAUAAACACAUAUAAAGUUGAAAGAGCUGCUAGAAUGGAGGCGCAAUUGGAAAUGUGCAACGAGUUGAGCCAAUAUCCUGACUGCAGAGAAAGAGACAGUGAAAAGUUUCUAGAAGUGUGCCAGUUUGAGCUGUCUCAGUGUGGCAGUGAUUCCGAGGAUGACGAAAAUGGAGGAAGUUUGGAGAACAGCCAGCAACAACAACCGAAAGUGGAGGCUAGGUUCGUCAGGAGAAAUGUUGCACUUGCUAGGGAGGGAUACUUAGCUGGGUGUUCUUUAACUGAUGAGGAGAAAAGUAAAAUUGAAGGAAUCAUGACUGUAAAAGACGAUGAUAGUGACGGGAAACAAAAAAGUAAAACUCACUUUACCAAUGCUAACAAGACAACACAUGAGCAAACCUACACUCAUAAUGCUUAUAAGUUUGAAGUUGACCAAUCUCAAAAAAUGAAAGAGAUAGACACAGAGUUGGAAAAAUUCGCCUUGGAUGAGAAGAAUACUGAGAAAUACGUCAGUGGGCUUCCAAAAAGCUACGAAGAAACAGGAAGUAUAUGUCUAUUGAAAAAAGAGAUAGCUAUUAUUGAAGCGAAGUUGAAAGAAUUGAGGAAUAGGGAUGGUGAAGAAAUGGAGAAGAAUAAAGAGAGGUUUUUGGAGUUACAGAAGAAAUGGAAACAGGAGGAUGAACAAGAAGAAAAGGAAUUUGCUGCUCAAGAGAAAAAGAAUGAUGAACUUGACGCGAUGUUAGAAGAAUUAGUAAACAGAGAAGAGGAAGGGAUAGAGAAGGACAAAGAACGGCUAUUGGAGUUGCAGAAAAAAUGGAAAAUAGAGGAUGACAAAGAAGAAAAUGACAAAGAGGCACAAGAGAGGCUGCUGGAGUUACAAAAGAAAUGGAAAGAGGAAGAUGAGCGAGAAGAAUUGAAUUUGAAUACGGGAGAUGCGGCUGAGCAAAAUGAAGUAGAGAAUAUUAGUGAGGCAAAGAUUGAUGAAGAUGAACCGACGACAGGAGAAUAUAGCAAUGCAUUUCAACUUGUAAAUUCCGCAGAAGUACUUUAG
Molecule: messenger RNA, 1539 nt
Organism: Acanthoscelides obtectus
Lineage: Eukaryota; Metazoa; Arthropoda; Insecta; Coleoptera; Chrysomelidae
Source: the annotation of a GenBank genome assembly